UAUUACUGUGAUAAGAUGGGCUUUGAGCCUUUGGCCUACAAAGGUUUGGAGACUGGCAGCCGAGAGAUAGUGUCCCAUGUCAUCAAACAGGACAAGAUAGUGUUUGCAUUUGAAACUGCCCUGAAUCCAGGAAAUGAAGAAAUGGGAGAACACUUGAUGAAGCAUGGCGACGGGGUGAAAGACAUUGCUUUCCAAGUGGAAGACUGUGACUUCUUGGUCAAGAAAGCUAAGGACCGAGGGGGUGUGAUCGUCAAAGAACCCUGGGUGGAGCAGGACAGCCAUGGGAGAGUCAAAUACGCUGUGGUUCAAACGUAUGGAGAUACAACACAUACACUCAUCGAGUACCUUGGAGCCUACAAGGGCCUGUUUCUACCAGGUUACAAAGAGCCCCUGUUCAGUGAUCCCCUGCUACCCAAACUUCCACCAGCAGGUCUGAGCUUCAUUGAUCACAUUGUGGGAAACCAGCCAGAUGACCAAAUGGUGCCUGUGUCAGACUGGUAUCAGAAGUGUUUGCUGUUCCAUCGAUUCUGGUCAAUAGAUGACAAGCAGAUCCACACGCAGUACAGUUCACUGAGGUCCAUAGUGGUAACAAACUAUGAGGAGACCAUCAAGAUGCCCAUCAAUGAACCUGCGCCGGGCAAAAAGAAGUCACAAAUCCAGGAAUAUGUGGACUACAACGGGGGUCCAGGUGUUCAGCACAUCGCCCUCAACACGUCAAACAUCAUUCAGUCUAUAGUCAACCUGCGUGCCCGAGGGAUGGAGUUCCUCUCAGCGCCUGACACGUACUAUGACACCCUGCGGGAGAAACUCAAAACCGCCAAGAUCAAGGUGAAGGAGGACCUCAACCGUUUACAGGAGUUGAAAAUCUUGGUGGAUUUUGAUGACAAGGGCUACCUCCUCCAAAUCUUCACCAAACCUGUGCAGGACAGACCAACCCUUUUCUUGGAGGUCAUUCAGAGGAACAACCACUCAGGGCUUUGGGCAGGAAACUUCAAGUCUCUGUUUGAGGCCAUUGAGAAGGACCAGGACGCCAGGGGCAACCUCACUGUGCUGACACCCGAAGGACAGCCCAAAGCCUUCUACUGAUCCCCCAGAGUUGCA
Messenger RNA from Myripristis murdjan (pinecone soldierfish), 1101 nucleotides. It is a transcript of the gene hpda, whose product is annotated as 4-hydroxyphenylpyruvate dioxygenase a. The transcript has 11 exons. Lineage: Eukaryota; Metazoa; Chordata; Actinopteri; Holocentriformes; Holocentridae. Gene Ontology annotation, molecular function: 4-hydroxyphenylpyruvate dioxygenase activity. Bases 16 to 1086 code for a protein of 356 amino acids. Gene Ontology annotation, cellular component: endoplasmic reticulum membrane; Golgi membrane. The record is from RefSeq and is a predicted model, not a curated record. Gene Ontology annotation, biological process: L-tyrosine catabolic process.